UUUUCCACUUCUAUUAUUUUUCAUUUCUUAUAUAAAAUAUAUUUCCUCACAUCAUUCAUCCUCUCUUUUCCUUUUUCUUCUGUUCAUAAAAAUUCGAACGAAACAAUAUAUAUAUAUAUAUAUAUACCAUUUUAUCUCUAUCUAAAUCCCCACCAAUUUUUUCCAUGUAACGUCAAAGAAAGCUCCCAUUCUGAAAAAAAAGAGUUAUGGAAGUAGAGUUUGAUGAUCAAGAACGGUUCUGUGCGACUCCUAAGCUUCAUUUGUUCUCGAUUCCACUAAACAGAGCAUCUGAGACUCCAGGCCUUGCGACGCCGCCAGUGAACAUCGCCGGAUCGAUACCAUUUCAAUGGGAGGAAGCUCCGGGAAAGCCUCGCGUUUCCGAUGAGAAAAAACCGCCCGCGACCAAGCAAAACUCAGGAGGAGGAGGAGUUGUGCGGUGUCUUGAGCUUCCGCCGAGGCUGAUUUUUCCAGCCACCGCGAAUGACCCAUCUCCGACCACAGUUCUCGAUGGUCCUUACGUUAUACCUCGCCGGUCUCUGUCAGUCAUAAGGAGAAGCGAAAAAGACUCUGAGUGUACAAUCGACUUUUCACGUUCCACGAACGGCCGCUGCUGUGACGGCGGCGACACGACGGUGAAGAUCAGUAGAGUUAGAAGAAAAGGAAGCCUUUUGAAUCUUUCUCAUUCCAAAUCGCAAUUCUUGGCAAGGGUUUAUAAAGGGUUUAAGCAAGUGAUUCCAUGGAGGCGUAGGCAAGAAAAUCUUCCGAGGAUGAGUUCUUCCAAUAUUUAAAUAUAAUCUCACCAGUUUUUAUUUUAUUUUAUUCUAUUCUAUAGUUUAUAGACUGAUAUGUAUUCCUUCAGUAUAUA
Messenger RNA from Thlaspi arvense, 865 nucleotides. The record is from the annotation of a GenBank genome assembly. Lineage: Eukaryota; Viridiplantae; Streptophyta; Magnoliopsida; Brassicales; Brassicaceae.